This is a messenger RNA of Symbiodinium necroappetens, 593 nucleotides long. NCBI's taxonomy places the organism in Eukaryota, Dinophyceae, Suessiales, Symbiodiniaceae. The record is from the annotation of a GenBank genome assembly.
GUUGCCAACUUCACGGCAUUUACGCAAUCCCAGUACAUCAAGUACUUCACCACCUCAACAGAGCUUGCGGACGAUGAGCUGCUCACUGAAGCUGAAGCUCAGCUGGCUUGGUUGAGAGACAAGAAGAACCCGGAGAUCGAGAAGGAGUCGAGGAAGCUCCUCAACCGAAAAACGGGAUUGUUCGAGGACAAAGAUAUCAUGUGGAUCCCGACGACCUUGAAGAAGAAGAAAGAACAGAUAGAAGAUCAGUUCAAAAAGGUCAACAAGGUUGACCAGACGGACAAGGUGACUGAUGCAACCGUGAAGGCUGCAAAGGCCCGCUUGACGGGGUUUUUGUCCUUCCAGCCUGACGACGAGUUCUUCGGGAGUUCAAGCAUCUUCGUGGACGAGGGCCAGGAUGAUAGUGUGACCGUGCUUACGCCACAGCAGCUGAAUGCCAAGGCCAGAGCCAACACCAAAGCCAAGGCCGGCAAGGUAAAGAAGCCGGAGGACAUUUCAACUUUGCGGGUGAAGCAGGCCACCAAGCUCCUGCCACAUCUGCGGCUCUUGAACGGCAUGUUCAUGGAUGUGAAGACGAAGUGGGAGUCGUUCCG